Molecule: messenger RNA, 2912 nt
Organism: Nasonia vitripennis (jewel wasp)
Lineage: Eukaryota; Metazoa; Arthropoda; Insecta; Hymenoptera; Pteromalidae
Product: caspase-7-like
Exons: 7
Coding region: 464-1927 (487 amino acids)
Biological process (GO): proteolysis
Molecular function (GO): cysteine-type endopeptidase activity
Source: RefSeq, a predicted model, not a curated record
ACAGAGCAGACGUCCCGUACAGCUACUUAACUCCCAACACUUGCUAUACAUAUAAAUACUGUGUCACGAUAUCUGUGUGUGCGCGUAUGGGUGUGGUAGUGGGGGCGCUCUAUUGGAUCAACCGGGUGUGAAUCUCGCCUAUGCUGCUUUUGUCGCUGUUGCCAUCUGAUCAAUCGCCGGCCGUAUAGUACAGCUGUGCAGGCAGAGAGCGUCUGGAAUAUUCUUCUCGACAUCCCCACCAUUAGUGCUUUCUCUUCGCUCCCACUCUUUCGAGCCUAGCCGAGCCUCCAACAGGUCUGAACACGCCAGUUGCCGGCCGACCGCCGAGGAGAACGGAUCUGGAAAAAAAUCGCCGUGAACGCAGUAAACUGACACACUCUAUUACGUAAUCUGUCAAUUUUUCCCGCUUGGGAGAGCGAAGGGCUUCGGUAUAUUCGAGAGGCAGCCGAAAACUUGUCGCAAGAUGAAUAACUUGCAAAAAAUACUGUCUCUCUUCGGCUGCUGUGGACCAGCAGACGAUGAGACGAUAGAGUGCGAUCCGACUGGCCCCUGUCAGUGUAAGAAGAUACUGGAUAAGAUUCAGUCUCGGGUCGUCACUCUGGAGGAAAGAAUAGAAAAAGCUGAGAGGGAUGUGAAGACUAUUCCACAAUACGCUGAAGCUGUUGUCCUGUUGGGCGACCGCGAAAGUGUUAAUCGUCCUUCUACGGUGCAGCCCGUAUAUGCACCCAUCGAGUGCUUCUACGCUGACACCAUAAACGCACUUUUCAAUCGAUCUUUGACUGUUACCUCUAAAUUACAUCGUAACUCCGAGAUUGUGCAACAUUGUUUGGCUUAUGCUUUGGCCACUUGUCGGCAUGUAUUUUCGAAGGAGCCCAUUCUUAUUCCAGGAGUACCACCACCCGUAACCAAAACGAUUCACUGUCGAUGCCGCUGCAUGCCUAUAGUCAAAAUACUCCAAAAAUAUGUUUUGAAUUUGCUAAGAAAGAUGGAUUGCAAUGAUGAAGAUUUGCUGAUGUGCUUGGAUCACACUAAGGCCACCUAUUCACCGAACUCUAAUGCACAAACUGAAGGACAAGAAGAACAGGCAAUUAGUGCCUUUACUACUGGAGAAGCUUCAGAAACCAAAUUGGAUAAAGAAAAUCCUGUUUUUAAAAGUUCAUCAUGUGAUAAAGAAGGUAUUAGUAAAUCUUACCCAAUGCAUUGUGAGUUUCGGGGUAGAUGCCUUUUUUUUGGCAAUGGAUUGUUUGAUGUUAAACGUCAACGAGACUUCAUACACGAAGAGAGUUUACUUAUAAAAAAGACAUUUACAAAUUUGGGAUUCAAAUCUGAAUCUUAUAUAGAUUUCAAAUACCAAAAAAUAAAACAUACUAUAGACGAAUAUUUUACAAAUGACGAUUGUAUUUGCAUCUUUAUAUCAACUCAUGGAACGUCAGAUGGUCUCUUGUGGGCAAAAGAUGUAUGCUAUCCGUUUAUUAGGACUUUCGAGAACAGAAUUGCCAGUAUAAAAUCCUUAAUAAAUAAACCCAAGAUAUUUUUCAUACAGGCAUGUCGAGGUCCACAAAUUGAUAAAGGAAUCUGUAGCAAUGAAGUAAAUACUAGCUCUGAAGAUGAGGUUGAUGGGAAUGAAGUAUUUACAAAAGUAUCCAUAAAGGCAGACAUUUUUAAAGCUUACAGUAGUCCACCAGAUUUCGUUUCUUGGCAAGCAAGCUUGUUCAUAAGAGAAGUCUGCAAAUCUUUCAACAAAUACGGAAAAACAGCAGAUCUUGAAACCAUCGUAAAAAUCGCAUCAAGAGAAGUUCGCAAAUUUGAAAAUAAAAGUAAAUAUAGCGUCAGGAAUAAAGCUAAACAAAUUCCUUACAUCGAGCACACACUCGAUAAGAUGGUGUAUUUUAGGGACAAGAAAAGCCCUUCUGUUAUCAAACAGUAAACAUGCAGUUAUAUAGGCCGAAGCAACAAGCCCAACAAAGUAGUUUUGCAUGAGUGGUACACAGCUAUUUUUGCAGUGUGCGUGUAUUCUGAUAAGUCAAAUAGAAUAAUGCCUAUGUGCCAGUUAUCUUCGCUAUCCUAGCUGAUCAAAACUAUUUUAUUUUAUGGCUACAAUGACUUUGCGUUACUACCACUGAUUCCGCUUAGCCAUCCCAGAGGUAUUAUACAUAUGUGUAAUAGCUCUAUGAUAGCCACACACUCUGAGUGUGUCGGAUAUGGUGCUUUUUCUUUGAAGGAAAUUUUGUAUUUUUUUCCUGCAGAUGCAAGUCAAACUGAGUAUGUUUAAAAUUAAUACAAAGACAGUUUUGAUCAUAUAUUUUUUAAAACCGUAUUUGAGAAUUAUGCGAUGGACCAACUAAAGUAUCAAAAUUAACAUUGUAUAUAAAAUAUUUGUGUAUGAAAACUAAUUUUGUAAAGCGUAACUCAUGCGAUUAUGAAUGAAAACGAUAACGUAAAGUAUUUAAAAUGGAGAUAUUUACAUUUAAGAUUAUUUCAUAGAUACGCGUGGUUUUAAAUAUAACUAAGCCUUAUUUAAAUACACAUUUUAACUUUUCUGAUUGUUUAAUGUAGGAUUUUACAUUCUUGGAUACAGCGUGGGUAAAUAGUAUAUUACGAUACUAGUGCGGUAAAGUAGUUUCACCCUCGAGGGUGAAAUCCCUUUACCCCCCUUGUAUCGUACGAUAUUUUAGCGUGCGGUAAAUCGAGGUUUACGCCACGGCGUAUCAUAAAUGAAUCUUUAUGCAUUUUAUUGCGAAAAACGAUUUUUCACUUGAUUGAUGUCACCUCCAUCAUGAGAAUCAUAUCUUUAGCGCCAGUAUCAAAACUUAUUUAGUUUAAUAUCAUAAUGAUAAGAUAUAUCUGAAACAGAUGUAAGUCAAAAUAUAUUGAUUUAUGCGUGUAAACAAUAUCUUUUUGUACUUAAUGUU